Messenger RNA from Tupaia belangeri chinensis (Chinese tree shrew), 2754 nucleotides. RefSeq names its product repetin (gene RPTN). Gene Ontology annotation, cellular component: cornified envelope. The record is from RefSeq and is a predicted model, not a curated record. Lineage: Eukaryota; Metazoa; Chordata; Mammalia; Scandentia; Tupaiidae. Gene Ontology annotation, molecular function: transition metal ion binding; calcium ion binding. Bases 1 to 2754 code for a protein of 917 amino acids. The transcript is spliced from 7 exons.
AUGGUACAGCUCCUGAGCAGCAUACUCAGUGUGAUCGAGGUGUUCCAGGAAUAUGCCAAAGAGAAUGGGGACUGCACCUCACUUAGCAAGAAGGAGUUGAAGAACCUGCUGUUGGCUGAGUUUGGAGACAUCCUCAGAAGACCAAAUGAUCCAGAGACUGUGGAAACCAUCCUGAGUCUCUUAGAUCGUGACAGAAAUGGAUGUGUUGACUUUCAUGAAUACCUCUUAUUGGUGUUCCAAUUGGUUCAAGCCUGUCAUCACAAGCUAGGUUCCAAGUCAUGUGGAAAUAGAAAGUCCCAGGAAGAAAGAGAAAAGGAAGGAGCACAAGAUCAAAGGUUUCCAGACAACACAGGCAGACAACACAGGCAGAGGCAUGAGGAAGAAAAGCAGGACUCCCAUCACAGUAAGGACUCCCUUUAUGGUCAGUCUGAGAGACAGGAUGGGGAUUCCCAUCACAGUCAGUCUGAGAGACAAGAUAGUGAUGGCCACUAUGGUCAGUCUGAGAGACAAAGUAGGGAUUCCCAUUACGGUCAGUCUGAGAGACAAGAUAGGGACUCUCACCAUGGCCAAUAUGGGAGACAAGACAAGGAUUGUAGCUUUGAUCAGUCUGAGAGACAAGGUCAAGACUCCAGCUCUGGUCAAAGACUGAGUCAUAAAUCUAGCAGUAGUCAGCCUAAAAGACAAGGAUAUAUUUUUGCCUUAAAUCAGUAUGAGAAACCAGUUCAGGAUUCUCAUUAUGGUCAGUCUGAAACACUUAGACAACAAUCAAGCUGUAGCCAAUCUGGAAGACUCAGACAAGACUCAUGUUCUAGCCAGAUAAACCAACAGGAAUCAGGUUCUUAUGGACAGUCUGAGAGGCUGGGUCAGGAAUCAGGCUGCGGUCAGAGACACAGGGAAGGAUUGGACUCUCACUAUGGUCAAACAGAAAGACAAGAUCUGAGCUCUCACUAUGGUCAGCCAGACAGACAAAGCCAGAGUUAUCACUAUGGUCAGAGAGACAGGCAAGGAUUGGACUCUCACUAUGGUCAGACAGACAGACAAAGCCAGAGUUAUCACUAUGGUCAGAGAGACAGGCAAGGAUUGGACUCUCACUAUGGUCAAACAGAAAGACAAGAUCUGAGCUCUCACUAUGGUCAGACAGACAGACAAAACCAGAGUUAUCACUAUGGUCAGAGAGAAAGGCAAGGAUUGGACUCUCACUGUGGUCAGACAGACAGACAAAGCCAGAGUUAUCACUAUGGUCAGAGAGACAGGCAAGGAUUAGACUCUCGCUAUGGUCAGACAGACAGACAAAGCCAGAGUUCUUGCUAUGGUCAGACAGACAGACAAGAUCAGAGUUCUCACUAUGAUCAGACAGACAGACAAGGUUCUUGCCAUGGUCAUACAGACAGACAAGGUCAGAGUUUUCACUAUGGUCAGACAGACAGACAAGGCCAGAGUUCUCAAUAUAAUCAGGCAGACAGACAAGGCCAGAGUUCUUGCUAUGGUCAGACAGACAGACAAGGCCAGAGUUCUCAAUAUAAUCAGGCAGACAGACAAGGCCAUAGUUCUUGCCAUGGUCAGAGAGACAGACAAGGCCAGAGUUCUUGCUAUGGUCAGACAGACAGACAAGGCCAGAGUUCUCAAUAUAAUCAGGCAGACAGACAAGGCCAGAGUUCUUGCUAUGGUCAGACAGACAGACAAGGCCAGAGUUAUCACUAUAGUCAGACAGACAGACAAGGUCUGAGUUCUCAAUAUGAUCAGACAGACAGACAGGGCCAGAGUUUUCACUAUGGUCAGUCACAGACUGGGGAAACUGAUAUACAAGGGGAAAAUAGGUACUUCCAAGGGACUGAGGGAACAAGAAGAGACUCAUACGUUGAGCAAUCAGGAAGAUCAGGGAGACUAAAUCAACAGACUCUAGGACAGGGAAUGAACCAAAACCAGAGACAAGGAUUCCAGUCUAGGGUAGAUCAGAGAAACAGCCACCAGAUAUGGAAGCCUGAGGAGGAUAGCCAGCACCACCAACACAAGCUUGUAGCACAAAUCCAGCAAGAAAGGCCACUCUGCCACGAAGGGAGAGACUGGCAAUCAUGCAGCAGUGAGCAAAGCCAUAGACAGGCCCAAACCAGGCAGAGCCAUGGUGAGAGGCAGAGCCACCAGGCAGAGGAAGAGCAGGGUCAUCAAAGCUGGGGUAAACACAACUGUGAGAGUCAGGAAAGUCCACGUGAGGUACAGGGCAGGCAAACCUGUGAAGAGGAACAAAGUUAUCAAACAAGGGACAGGCGAACCCAAGGUGAUCAGAACCAUCAGAGACAAGACAGGCAACACCAUGAAGAUACUCCAAACCGUCAGCAACAACAGGGUAGGCAAACCUGUGGAGAUGAACAGAACCGCCAGAGACAAGACAAGCAAACCUAUGAAGAUGAGAAGAACCACCAGAGACAGGACAGGCAAACCCGGGAAGAGGAUCAAACUCAUCAGCAACAAUGGGAUAGGAACACUCAUGAGAAGAAAGAGAAGUAUCCAAGGUCCCAGGAUCAACAAUACACAGGGACCCAGCAAGGAUGUUCAAACAGAGAAAAACUCCACAUCAAUGAAGAUGGUCGGAACCAAGUCUCACAGGGAAGACGCAGUGACCCAGCCUUCCAUUCAGCUCAGAGUGGUGAGAGGCCCCAGAGAAGAGAACAGGAGAGAGCUCACUCUACCAAGGCAGCUACUAUUUCCAACCCCCUCUAUAACUAUGUACAAGAGCAGAAAUCACAUCAGUACUAA